Messenger RNA from Mesocricetus auratus (golden hamster), 2127 nucleotides. It is a transcript of the gene Adad1, whose product is annotated as adenosine deaminase domain containing 1. Gene Ontology annotation, biological process: adenosine to inosine editing; RNA processing. Bases 66 to 1922 code for a protein of 618 amino acids. Gene Ontology annotation, cellular component: nucleolus; cytoplasm. The record is from RefSeq and is a predicted model, not a curated record. The transcript is spliced from 12 exons. NCBI's taxonomy places the organism in Eukaryota, Metazoa, Chordata, Mammalia, Rodentia, Cricetidae. Gene Ontology annotation, molecular function: double-stranded RNA binding; tRNA-specific adenosine deaminase activity; double-stranded RNA adenosine deaminase activity.
AAGACGCGACUGGCCGCGUGCCCCGCAGAGGCCUGAGGGGAGAGGUCGACGGUGGCAGCUCAGCGAUGGCGACCGCGGGCGGCAGCCGACGAGCCCCGGUCCCGGGCCCUCGGCUCGGCCUGCCUCUGGCCGCUCACCUGCCUGCGAGCCUGGGCGGGGAGGGCGCGAAGGACAGCCUCGGGGGUGAGAAAACUUCUGGAAACAAUGACUGGUUUCAGAGUUCCAGGGUCCCUAGCUUUGCUCAGAUGCUGAAAAAGAACUUACCAGUUCAGUCAUCAGCUCAGACUGUCACUUUGCCCACCGGCUAUUCGGAAAAUUGUAGCCUGUCGAAUAUGGCAUCCAAGGUUACACAAGUGACAGGUAAUUUUCCAGAGCCAUUGCUUUCCAAAGGUCUUUCAUCUAUUUCAAAUCCUGUCCUUCCUCCUAAAAAAAUACCUAAAGAAUUUAUAAUGAAAUACAAACGUGGAGAGAUAAAUCCUGUGUCAGCCUUGCAUCAAUUUGCACAAAUGCAGCGUGUUCAGCUUGACCUUAAGGAGACUGUAACAACAGGUAAUGUUAUGGGACCAUAUUUUGCUUUUUGUGCUGUGGUGGAUGGUAUUCAGUACAAGACUGGACUGGGACAAAAUAAAAAAGAAUCUAGAUCCAAUGCAGCAAAAUUAGCUCUUGAUGAGCUUCUACAAUUGGAUGAACCUGAGCCAAGAGUUAUAGAACCAGCAGGACCUCCUCCUAUCCCUGCAGAACCUGUUGUUAUACCUGAAGCAGCAUAUAUUUCAAAAGUACAAUAUGAAGGGAGACAAGUCCAGUAUGCCAAGAUUUCACAACUUGUUAAAGAAACAUUUAGUCAACUAAUUUCUAGCCACUCACAAUAUCUGAAAUGUAGCAGUUCAUUGGCUGCUUUUAUAAUUGAAAGAGCUGGACAUCAUGAAGUUGUGGCUAUAGGCACGGGUGAAUACAACUACAGCCAGUGCGUCAAGCCGAAUGGGAGGGUGCUGCAUGAUACUCAUGCAGUUGUUACAGCAAGAAGGUCUCUCCUUAGGUACUUUUAUAGGCAGCUUCUACUCUUCUAUAGCAAAAAUCCUGCUAUGAUGGAAAAGUCAAUCUUUUGUACAGAACCAGCUUCUAAUCUGCUUACUCUGAAACAGAACAUCAACAUUUACCUCUACAUGAACCAGUUGCCUAAAGGAUCAGCCCAGAUUAAGUCACAGUUACGCCUUAAUCCACAUUCUAUUUCUGCGUUUGAAGCCAAUGAAGAACUGAGUCUCCAUGUGGCCGUUGAAGGCAAAAUUUAUCUUACUGUUUACUGUUCUGCUGAUGGAGUUAAUAGAGUAAACAGUAUGUCCUCAAGUGAUAAGUUGACAAGAUGGGAGGUGCUUGGUGUACAGGGAGCAUUGCUGAGUCACUUUAUACAGCCAGUUUAUAUCAGCAGUAUACUUGUUGGUGAUGGGAAUUGCAGUGAUACUAGAGGCUUAGAAAUCGCAAUAAACCAACGUGUUGAUGAUGCACUCACUUCAAAACUUCCCAUGUUUUACUUGGUCAACAGGCCUCAUAUUAGCUUAGUACCCACUGCAUAUCCAUUGCAAAUAAACUUGGACCAUAAGUCACUCAGUUUGAACUGGGCACAAGGGGACAAUUCUUUGGAAAUCGUGGAUGGCCUAAGUGGGAAGAUCACUGAAAGUUCCCCAUUUAAAAGUGGUUUGUCAAUGGCAAGUCGGCUUUGUAAGGCUGCAAUGUUAAGUCGAUUUAAUCUGCUUGCUAAGGAAGCUAAAACAGAUGAUUUACUUGAAGCUCGGACAUACCAUGCAGCUAAGUGUAUGUCUGGACCCUAUCAAGAAGCUAAAGCACUAUUGAAGUCCUACUUGCAGCAGCAUGGCUAUGGCUCCUGGAUUGUGAAGUCUCCCUGUAUAGAGCAAUUUAGUAUGUGAAUUAGACAGCACAUUGUCAUAUUAAAAAUCUUUUAUUUUUGAUGUGUUUGACUGAUAAAAAUGUUUUAAAAUAUUGAGGCUUCAGCCUUAAUAGUAGAAGUCUUGUAACAAUGCCCAGACAUUGAUAAAAAUGUGUAAAUACCCAUGUCACCUUGUAUUGAAACAUCAUGCUCCUUUGCCUUUUAUAAAAAGUUACCUGAUUAAA